AUGGCCUCUCAGCAAAACGGUUCUGCCCACGGGAACCCCACUAAUGAUUUCACCGUCAAGGCCGGUCUGGCUCAGAUGUUGAAGGGUGGUGUGAUCAUGGACGUGGUCAACGCUGAGCAGGCCCGCAUCGCCGAAGAAGCUGGGGCCGCCGCCGUGAUGGCCCUGGAGCGGGUCCCCGCCGAUAUCAGAGCUCAAGGUGGCGUCGCUCGCAUGUCCGACCCGAGUAUGAUCAAGGAGAUCAUGGAGGCCGUCACCAUCCCUGUCAUGGCUAAGGCUCGCAUUGGUCACUUUGUGGAGUGCCAGAUCCUCGAGGCCAUUGGUAUUGACUACAUCGACGAAUCUGAAGUCCUCACCCCCGCUGAUGAUGUCUACCACGUCAUCAAGCACGGAUUCAAGGCCCCCUUCGUCUGCGGCUGCCGCAACCUCGGUGAGGCUCUCCGUCGUAUCUCGGAAGGUGCUGCCAUGAUCCGCACAAAGGGUGAGGCCGGCACCGGGGAUGUCGUCGAGGCUGUCAAGCAUAUGCGUAGCGUCAACUCCCAGGUGGCCCGCGCCCGCGCCAUCCUCACCUCCUCCGCAGACCCGGAGCUCGAGCUCCGCGCCUACGCUCGCGAGCUCGAGGUACCCUAUGAGCUCCUCUACGAGACCGCAGAGAAGGGCCGUCUCCCUGUGGUGAAUUUCGCCGCCGGGGGUGUUGCAACCCCCGCCGAUGCCGCGCUGAUGAUGAAUCUGGGCUGUGACGGCGUUUUCGUCGGCUCCGGGAUCUUCAAAUCUGGCGACGCGAAAAAGCGUGCCAAGGCCAUCGUGCAGGCCGUCACCCACUACAAGGACCCCAACGUCCUGGCGGAGGUCAGCGAGGGUUUAGGUGAGGCCAUGGUCGGGAUCAAUGUAUCGCAGAUGGCCCAGUCGGACAGGCUGGCCAAGCGUGGGUGGUAG
Molecule: messenger RNA, 933 nt
Organism: Aspergillus luchuensis
Lineage: Eukaryota; Fungi; Ascomycota; Eurotiomycetes; Eurotiales; Aspergillaceae
Product: pyridoxal 5'-phosphate synthase subunit PdxS
Exons: 3
Coding region: 1-933 (310 amino acids)
Biological process (GO): amino acid metabolic process; pyridoxal 5'-phosphate biosynthetic process; pyridoxine biosynthetic process
Molecular function (GO): amine-lyase activity
Source: RefSeq, a predicted model, not a curated record